CGGUGGCUGGUGAGGCUCAGUGAACCCUGCGGAGUUGGCGAAACUCGAGGAAGGAGGGAGAUCCAUAGAGUUCAGCGGCCGCGAGGCUGUAGCCUAGGAGGAAUGCUUGUGAACAAUCUCUCAUUGUGCUACCACAACAAACUCAUCUUAGCCCCUAUGGUUCGGGUAGGGACUCUGCCCAUGCGGUUGCUGGCCCUGGACUAUGGCGCGGACCUGGUGUACUGCGAGGAGCUGAUCGACCUCAAGAUGCUUCAGUGCAGGAGAGUUGUCAAUGAGGUGCUCAGCACUGUGGACUUCGUAGCCCCUGAUGACCGUGUUGUCUUCCGCACCUGUGACAGAGAACAGAGCAGGGUCGUCUUCCAGAUGGGAACUUCAGACGCUGAGCGAGCUCUUGCUGUGGCCAGACUUGUAGAAAAUGAUGUAGCUGGUAUUGAUGUCAACAUGGGCUGUCCAAAAGAGUAUUCCACCAAGGGAGGAAUGGGAGCUGCUCUGCUGUCAGACCCUGACAAGAUUGAAAAGAUCCUGAGCACUCUUGUUAAGGGAAUACGUAGACCUGUGACCUGCAAGAUUCGCAUCCUGCCAUCGCUGGAAGAUACCCUGAGCCUCGUGAAGCGGAUCGAGAGGACUGGCAUUGCUGCCAUCACAGUUCAUGGGAGGAAGCGGGAGGAGCGACCUCAGCACCCUGUCAGCUGUGAGACCAUCAGAGCCAUUGCUGAAACCCUCUCUAUUCCUGUCAUAGCUAAUGGAGGAUCUCAUGACCACAUCCAAGAGUACGUGGACAUAGAGGACUUCCGACAAGCCACGGCAGCCUCUUCAGUCAUGCUGGCCCGGGCGGCCAUGUGGAACCCAUCCAUUUUCCUCAAGGAGGGUCUGCGGCCCCUGGAGGAGGUCAUGCAAAAGUACAUCAGAUACGCUGUGCAGUAUGACAACCACUACACCAAUACCAAGUACUGCUUGUGCCAGAUGCUGCGAGAACAACUGGAGUCGCCCCAGGGAAGGUUGCUGCACGCCGCCCAGUCUCACCGGGAGAUCUGCGAGGCUUUUGGACUUGGUGCCUUCUAUGAGGAGACCACACAACAGCUGGAUGCUCGGCGUGCUGAGUUCUUGGCCAAGACCCCAAAGGGGGAGCCAGCUGAAGAUUCCUGUGGUGUCAUUAAGAUGGCUGUCAAGUUUGACCGGAGAGCUUACUCACCUCAGGUCACCCCCAAGAUGUGCCUGCUGGAGUGGUGCCGGAGGGAGAAGCUGGCACAACCCGUGUAUGAAACGGUUCAACGCCCUCUGGAUCGCUUCUUCUGCUCAGUUGUCACUGUUGCUCAGCAAAAGUACCAGUCCACCUUAUGGGACAAGUCCAAGAAACUGGCGGAACAGGCUGCAGCUAUCGUCUGUCUGAGGAGCCAGGGUCUCCCUGAGGGUCGGCUGGGUGAGGAGAGCCCCUCUUUGCACAAGCGCAAGCGGGAGACUCCUGACCAAGACCCUGGGGGACCCCAGGUUCAGGAGCCAACCGUGCCUGGAUCCCAGGCUCAGAAGCCAGCCGUGUCUGGGGAGCUGUGCAAGAAGCCCUUUGUGGCCUUGGGAAGUGGUGAAGAAAGCCCCCUGGAAGGCUGGUGACCACUGUCCCUUCGCUGGUCGCCCCAUGCAUGGGCUUGGCCCUUAGAUGACUGUGGGUGCCGCACAUGAACCACUUGCCACUGGACAUUUUGCUGGCCCUGGCAGGAGUUCGGCCCUGACCCAGGCCGUCAGCCUGGAGCACAGGCCAAGGGGUGCCCAGGGUGCGUGAUUCUCUUGGCGGGUCGGAAGCAGGGCUACAUUUCCAGCAGUCUCGGUAUUUUCUGUGAAAACAGGAGCUUUUCAGGUACCACCUCCCUUACCUGACACUGGUACAGUGCAAUAAAGAUACCCCUCCCUUCCCCUCGGCUGACUGACCCAGCCCUGGGCGUCUCUUA
This is a messenger RNA of Condylura cristata (star-nosed mole), 1943 nucleotides long. It is a transcript of the gene DUS2, whose product is annotated as dihydrouridine synthase 2. Gene Ontology annotation, cellular component: cytoplasm. Bases 103 to 1608 code for a protein of 501 amino acids. Gene Ontology annotation, biological process: tRNA dihydrouridine synthesis. Lineage: Eukaryota; Metazoa; Chordata; Mammalia; Eulipotyphla; Talpidae. Gene Ontology annotation, molecular function: tRNA binding; tRNA dihydrouridine synthase activity; flavin adenine dinucleotide binding. The transcript has 16 exons. The record is from RefSeq and is a predicted model, not a curated record.